Ichthyophthirius multifiliis is the source of this 1965-nucleotide messenger RNA. Its product is annotated as ribosome biogenesis protein, putative. Gene Ontology annotation, cellular component: preribosome, small subunit precursor; nucleus. The record is from RefSeq and is a predicted model, not a curated record. The transcript has 5 exons. Lineage: Eukaryota; Ciliophora; Oligohymenophorea; Hymenostomatida. Gene Ontology annotation, biological process: endonucleolytic cleavage of tricistronic rRNA transcript (SSU-rRNA, 5.8S rRNA, LSU-rRNA); maturation of SSU-rRNA from tricistronic rRNA transcript (SSU-rRNA, 5.8S rRNA, LSU-rRNA); ribosome biogenesis. Gene Ontology annotation, molecular function: GTPase activity; GTP binding; U3 snoRNA binding.
AUGGUAAAUUAAGCUAAGCCUCCUAGAGUUGUUUAUUUUUUACCUUUAAAUGAUAGUGCUGAUACUUAAUAAUUACUGGAACAAAUAAAACAAUAUAUAAGCAAUAUUUUGUAAAAAUACGAAGAUGUUUAAAUGGGUGAAAAUAUAUAAUAAAUUAACUAAACUAGAAUGUCAUUUAAAUUCCCAUACUAUUAAUUCUUCGCACAUCCCACAUAUUUUCCUGGAUUAAUAAAAGAAAAUUUUAUAUUUAUUGCAGGAGAAUACAAAAACUUUGAGAAUAUGUUAGACUAUUGUAAAGUAGCAGAUAUAAUAUGCCCUGUAUUAUCUUGUAAGGAUACUAACUUAGAAAAACUGAAUCUAGACCCAUAUAAUAAUGCAAAUGCUUUUUCUGAUUGGGGAUAUAAAAUUUUAUCAGCAUUAAAAAUAUAAGGACUUCCUUCUACAGUAUAAGUGCUUUAAAAUAUAGCAAGUAUUCCUUAAAAUAAAUAAAAAGAAGUAAAGAAACUAUUUUAGAGAUAUUUUAUGAGUGAAUUUUAGCCAGAAUCAUUUAUAAGUAUAGAAAACGAACAAACCAUAUUUUAACUAUUAAGAACUUUAUAAGGAACAUAAUUAUAAAAUUUUGAAUGGAAAGAAAAUAGAGGAUAUAUGUUGUGUGAUGAAGUUUUAGUUAAUACAUAAAAUUAAGUUGUUGAGUUUACUGGAUUUCUUAGAGGAAGUUGCAUUAAUGCUAAUUAAUUAUUGCAUGUUACUGGUUAUGAUGAUUUUUAGAUUGAAAAAAUUGAAAUUUUAAAAAAUCCUUAUAAAAUUAAAUAGAAAAUUAAAAAAAACAUAUUUAAGUUGAUCUUAGUAUAAAAUGCUGGAGAAGAAGAAAAUAUUUAAGAAGAAGAAUUAAAAGAAAACACUAAAUAUAAGUAAUAAAAUGGAACUAUGGAUUAAAUUGAUUUAGAAAAUAUUAAUGAUGAAGAUAUUAUAUCGGUAAAUUCUUAGGAUGAUGCAUAAUAAGAGGUAGAGAGUGGAAAAAAACAAAAAAUAUUAGAACUAUUAGAAAGAAAUGAAGACGAAUUAGAAUUCGAAGAUGAAGUUGAAUACAAUACAUAACUUUAAAUUCGAGAUAGGUACGAAAAAUAUUAAGGAAUGAAAAGUUUCAAAAACUCAGAAUGGGAUGAAUUUGAAAAUUUACCUGAUCCAUAUGAGAAAAUAUAUACUUUCAAAAACUAUAUUAGAACAAAAAAAAAUGCUUAUAUUAAUGCUGAAGAAAAUGCUUUUGCUUAUGGAGGAUUUUAUAUUAAAAUUUACGUUAAAGGCUUUCCUAUUAACAAAUUGAUUGAACAUCCUAAAGAAAAACCUUUAAUUUUAUCUACAGUUUUAAAACAUGAAAGAAAAAUGACUGUAGUUCAUUUAAAAAUAAGAAGAAACAAUGAAUAUGAGGGAUAAAAUUAAAUACUUUCUAAAAAAAAUUAUUUGAUUAAUUUCGGAUUUAGAAAAGCAACUGUAAAUACAAUUUUUUCAAAAAUGUAUGCACAUAAUAGUAAAACAAAAUAUGUUAAGAAACUAAAAGAAAAAAACGCAAAUUAUAUGGCAUCUUUUUAUUAUUAAAAUAUAUACCCUCCUGCUAAUGUACUUAUAUUUGCAGAAAAUGAAAUAUAAAAAGCUGAAUUUUGUCUAAAUGGAGAAUUAUUAAAAAGUGACCCUCUAUAAAUCAUUUUAAAAAGAAUAAUAUUCACAGGAUAUCCUUAUAAAAUUAAUAAAAGAAAAUGUGUUGUGAGAUUAAUGUUCUUUAAUCCCUUAGAUAUAAAAUAUUUUUAGCCUGUAGAACUAAAAACUAAACUUGGAUUAAGAGGAAAAAUAUAAGAAUCUUUAGGAACACAUGGACUCAUGAAAUGUUAAUUUAGUAAUUUUGUUAAACCUAAUGAUACAAUAUGUAUGCAUUUAUUCAAAAGAGUAUUUCCCAAAUCAUUUUUUUGA